Messenger RNA from Argiope bruennichi, 2023 nucleotides. Its product is annotated as zinc transporter ZIP3-like. The transcript has 3 exons. Gene Ontology annotation, biological process: zinc ion transmembrane transport. The coding region runs from base 784 to 1860 and encodes 358 amino acids. Gene Ontology annotation, molecular function: zinc ion transmembrane transporter activity. Gene Ontology annotation, cellular component: plasma membrane. NCBI's taxonomy places the organism in Eukaryota, Metazoa, Arthropoda, Arachnida, Araneae, Araneidae. The record is from RefSeq and is a predicted model, not a curated record.
GUGAGUAUUACGUUGCUUUGCGGUCUUCUUGCAGGAUGUACUAUACCGUUGAGGGAGUUUAAAAAGUGAAAAAACGACUCGGAUGUUACACGGUAGAAAAUUAUCCGCUCGUUAAGCAAUUAUUCAAAAUUGUCAUCCUUGUCUGACAGACUAUGCAAGUGCUAACGAAGUAGUUGCAGUUGCAUAUGGACGGAAAUUGUGUAGAAAGCCUUUUCUUCAAGUGAAAAAACUAAACGUCGAUCUCCUGAAUAUGAAUAUUGUUUCACAAUAAGUUCCCGAACAUCUGCUCGUUCUCAAAGCCAACAGGUGUUACGAUCAUCUGUAAAACCUUUUAGUUAUCAAUAGUGCUGCUAGUGGAUGUAGGGGAUUUUCAACUCGAGAUCAGUUUCUGAUUAUCUAUAUCUCUGCGGUGUUUAAAAAAAAUGUGUCGUGCAUUAGCCGUAAAUUACUCCUUUUUCUCCUCCGGAAGUUACCUGUUAAAAUUACGAUAAGAAUCUGAGCAAAGUGUUUUUGGUAUCACUGUUGACUGAUACGAAGAUCUCUGACGAAACUAAGCAGUUACUUCUGUUUUGGUAGAAACUUCAUGAACUGUUUACAGUGAAGAAUGUGAUGUAGAUACUAUUUUUCAUAAUUUAUGCUUAAAUUGGAAAUCGUUUUCGCUGAAGUUUCUUCCCUUUUAAAGCAAAUUUUCAUUUAUCUGUAGUUUAAUCACUUUUGAAGCAUAUUGUUAGAAGUAUUCUGGUUUAAUAUCUCGCAUAAGUUCAUAUUUAACCGCCUUUCCCAAUGCAUAUCAUCCGUGUUCAGUUGUUGAGUCUUUUUGGCUUAUUCAUAUGCAUGGUAUCAACAUUUUUACUUCCUUAUUGGUGGGUGAGUCGAAAACCUAAUCUUUUUGGAGGAUCAAAAUAUGAAGUGGGUGUCAGCUUGGCCAAUUGCUUUUCUGGUGGUGUUUUCAUUGCGACAUUCUUUGUAGGCUUGAUGCCUGAAGUCAGAAGCAUGUUUGUUAAUGUUUUCGAAGAAUACAAGAUCACUACCGAUUUUCCCAUCACAGAAUUCGUAAUAUUUAUCGGUUUCCUCCUAGCAUUAGCCAUCGAACAAAGUGUUUUGGAUUACAAGGAAAGAAAAGGAACUUAUUCGUCUGUUCCGUCUGGUGUCAGCGACGAAAAUCCUAAGACAGAACUGAAUUCUUCUCCAGCUUCUUGUGCUUUAAAGGAGAUAUGUGACUCAAACAGUUUGGACUAUGACAGCGACAAUGCACUCAGGACAUCUAUCAAAGUGUGCAAUAGUCGAUCAGACAGUGAAUCUAUAAUAGGAUCACCAGAAAAAUUUCAUAAUCAUAGCCAUCACGGACAUGGUCAUAGCCAUGAUAUUGGACAAAUUCUUCAAGGUGAGAGCGGAAUUCGCCUUGGUAUGCUUAUGGUAUCUCUAGGGAUACAUUCUUUAUUUGAAGGUUUGGCGCUAGGGCUACAGACUUCUGUACCGGUUCUUGUAAAUCUUGUUGUUGGAGUUGCUGUUCAUGAAUUGCUCGUAGCUUUUGCCAUGGGAGUGAAUGUGUCCAGACUACGACUGAAAGCUCCAACUGCUAUAAAAUUAGCACUAAUAUUUUCUGCUUCUAUACCAGCAGGACAGCUGCUGGGGCUUCUCAUUGGACAUUACCAGUCAACAGCUGCUGUAGCAGUGAGCGCAUCUCUCCAAGGACUGGCAGCUGGAACAUUCAUUCAUGUUACUUUCUUGGAAGUCAUACCAGCAGAAUUCAAUGAAUCUGGACCGCGACUGUUGAAAGUAUUCUUUCUGGGACUUGGAUUUGUGCUUCUGUUACUCUGCAGCGUACUCAUGAAAGACGCUAGUCAACCACUGCAUUGAACAAUCUUUCUCCCCUAUGCUGUGGGCAACUCAACAAUUAUUUUAAAUGGGUCAUUGUAAUUUUUAUUGUUAAAUUGGAAAGAACAAAUCAUUUCUGGCUGGUCUGUAAAAGAGCAUCUACCGAAUUUUACGGAAAAUUAAAGAUAUAAAUUUUUUGAUGAAA